AUGCCCUUAGAAGUGGAAGAAAAAUGCCUGGCAUUUCAUGGCCCACUUUUGUACGCGGCUAAAAUUUUGAAAUUGCACGAUCCAGACACUCCUGACAAUGAAGAGCCAGAGAAACCGGAGAAUAACGAACAUAACGAGGCAGACCAAGUGCCGGCAAACCUGAAAGAUCAGAAAUGUUUUUAUAUCCAUUACAGGGGCUGGAAAUCGUCGUGGGACGAAUGGGUGGGUCUAGAUCGGAUACGUGAGUAUACAGACGAGAAUUUGGAAUUCAAGCGACAACUUGUGGAGCAGGCUAAGGACGCUAGACAGGCCAAAAAAAAAGCGCCUGCUAAGCCCCGCAAGAUAGUAGAGCCCCGGAAACGCAACAAGAACCAGCCAGGGUCUUCAGUACCGGACGAAUCAGCGGGCUCUGUCCAGCAUCAAGGCCCACGUAUUGUAAUUCAUAUCUCACAACCGCUCAAAGCGGUACUGGUGGACGACUGGGAACGCAUCACUAAAGACAAGAAAUUGGUGCACUUGCCCUGUGAGCCUACGGUAGCGCAACUAAUAGACGAGUACUACAAAGCGGCCAGCGCACAAGAGACGUCGCCCGUGACACAAUCACAGCUGCAGGAAUACUGUAGCGGGCUGAAAUUGUAUUUCGAUCACUCGCUGGCCGUGAUGCUGCUGUAUCGUUUCGAGCGAAUGCAGUAUGCUGAUCACGUGCAAGAAUCGGCCACUACCGUUUAUGGCGCCAUUCAUUUGCUGCGAUUACUCAGCAGUCUUCCUGAGCUGGUCUCACUAACGUCCAUGGACGAAGCUGGCUGCGAUGUGGUUGUUCAGCAGACCGACAAGUUACUGAAGUGGCUUGAGAACAAAUCUGAGCUUUUCAACGAAAACACAUACGUCAACACAGGUAGUCAGUAUGAAGGAAUGGCCCUGGGACUGUAA
This is a messenger RNA of Lachancea lanzarotensis, 930 nucleotides long. RefSeq names its product LALA0S01e12684g1_1 (gene EAF3). The transcript has a single exon. Bases 1 to 930 code for a protein of 309 amino acids. Gene Ontology annotation, cellular component: Rpd3S complex; NuA4 histone acetyltransferase complex; nucleus. Gene Ontology annotation, biological process: regulation of DNA-templated transcription; chromatin organization. The record is from RefSeq and is a predicted model, not a curated record. Lineage: Eukaryota; Fungi; Ascomycota; Saccharomycetes; Saccharomycetales; Saccharomycetaceae.